This is a messenger RNA of Neurospora hispaniola, 366 nucleotides long. RefSeq lists its product as uncharacterized. Lineage: Eukaryota; Fungi; Ascomycota; Sordariomycetes; Sordariales; Sordariaceae. Bases 1 to 366 code for a protein of 121 amino acids. The record is from RefSeq and is a predicted model, not a curated record. The transcript has 2 exons.
AUGGAACCUAACAACCAUCUAUCUUCGAGCGAGAAGGAGGCUCCCGACGGGACGGCGAGUGUCCAUCAACAAGCAUUACACAAAGAGUCUACCACGGAGAGUCAUGAUCUAGGUCCCUCGCACAAUAACCAGCCAGCUAGCAACGAUAAACCAGAUGGGCAAGGAGAGAUUGCAGGUGAUCACUUGGUCCAAGAAGAUACUUCCACCGGCGAAGACACUGUGAAGUCCGAGGGCACGGCUUCAGUUGCUCAAACUGAGCAGACGCAGGUGCAAUUUCUCCGUCUCUUGAAAUACGAAUGCAGGGCGUGGGUCAAGAUCGCGCUGCGAAAAGCAUCAGCUGCAGAAAUACGGUACAUUGAUUUGUGA